This is a messenger RNA of Phyllotreta striolata, 1641 nucleotides long. The record is from the annotation of a GenBank genome assembly. NCBI's taxonomy places the organism in Eukaryota, Metazoa, Arthropoda, Insecta, Coleoptera, Chrysomelidae.
AUGGAGCAAGGAGAAACCGAUAGAGAGAAAAAAUCUGAGGAACCCCAACAACAACACCAGCACCAACUUAGCCCGAAUGCAUUAAGAGUGGCAGUUGCUGAUUGUUUAAAUAGCUGGAUUCACUAUUUACAGAUGCUGAAUAGCAUGUGCUCAGCAGGCCAGCGACUUUCUCAAUCACUAGCGAAUUUGUCCCAGAUGCAAAACAUUCCUUUAGCAUUACAAUGUCAGUCUAGUUGGGAAGAACUUUCCAAAUCAACCGUUAUAGCCAGUAAUUCCGUUAAAACGCACAUCGCCAAUGCCAUGCAGGACAUGAGCAUAGGUGAAACGUUUACGGAAAGCGACGCUCAAAGACAACAGGAUCACAAUCAACAGAUAAUAAUGGAAAAUCUGAUGGCGUUUAUUAAUCUGCAAUAUCAGUUUUCUAUAGCAGGCUGUGAAAAUUUCGGGUCUAUGGCGAUGUGUCCUUUGUGCCAAACGGCUCCAGGUGGCGUGCAUAGUUCAGAAUGCAGUCUGGCUGCAUUACAACAAUGCUUUAACAGAUUGUACACACACGAAUCCUCAUCUCAGAGAUCUAGUCCCCAUUUGGCGAGCGAGCAUGCAGCAGACAGCCCGAAAAAUCAAGACCAAACGAAAUGUGAAGUUCCUAGACAGCGCAGUCCUCAGUCAACCAGAGAACAUUCUCCCCACACGGAAGGUAUCAUUAGAGGCCCCAGUCCUAUACACGUUUUCGGAGAGAGCAGCAGAAGCGCUUGUCCAUUAGAAAUAUUAAGAGGUCCAUUUCCAGUACCUGGUUCGCUACAUUCGAUGAAAUCGCAAUUUCCCGGUCGCGGUUCCCGAUCGCCCCUACAUUUUCCGUUGUUCCCGUUGAACUGCCAGCGUAGAUGGUCAGAGGCAGGCGUCGGGGAAGCUUCUGGGGACAACGGGGACGAGACGAGAAGAAGAUGGUCCAUGCCUUGGGACACUGCUUGGGGCGAAACAACAGCUCCGGGCCAGCAGCGGUAUUUACCAACUAAACUCACCGUACCUUCCGGACAUUCGCAGGAGAAGAGUAGAAGCACAACGCCUGAAACAGUACCACCGGUUUCUCAACCACUAAUGGGCGGUCCGGGAGUUAUAUCGGGUGCAGAAGGAUUGGCGGAGGCGAUUCAUUUGUUGUCUUGUAGACCGGCUAGGUGUUCGAUUCCGCAAACCGCAGGGCCCCACUACAUGCCCCAUUGGGGCGAAACGGCCGAAGAACGGAUGCACAGAAGGAUGAUGUACCCAGGACCCGCGUCUCAAAGGGGUAAUUGGCAAUCAAUCGACGUGCCCCACUCUAGCGGCAUGUCCGUUACGGAGCACUGUGAUAUAUUUCCUUCGGGAUUGCCGCUGACUUCGCGGAAAAGCAGCUCGUCUACGGAUUCUUCUUCUUGCUUGUCGAUUCACAGCCGUUCUACGACGAGCUCUUCGGAACGGGGCUCGGCGAGCGAGGCUAGCGGAACGGAGGCGAUGAGACUUCAUGCGAAUCUGUAUUCGAUGUGGAGCGGAAGCGAACAUUUGCCGUUUAUCAGAUUACCGGAAUCGCAGGAACCGCAGGAUGAUAGCGAUACGGAUGAUCCUCCUACAGAAAAAAGUAGUAGCAGUUAUUUUCCCAAACCGACUUAA